AUAUUCACAUUACACAUUAUUAAUAUUAUUCACAUUAUUAUAUAUUUUAAUAUUCACAUUAUUUCACGUUUUUCAAAGGCUACAGUCCAAGUUUUUGACUUUGAGUUCACAUUUCCAGUAGGCAUUAUGUUGAAAUCAUUAAUAUUACUUAGAGGAAUUCACAUAUCCAGCACAAACUGGUCAUCUAGCAAAGCACAACUUUUAAAAUUAAGAAAAAAAACAGGAUAUCCGUUUGAAAGCUGCAAAAAGGCUUUACAAUUAAAUGAUAACAGUUUAGAAAAGUCAGAGGCAUGGUUAAAAGAAGAAGCUCAACGGCUUGGUUGGGCAAAAGCUAACAAACUUGCUAAUCGUGCCACUGCCCAAGGAGUUAUUGCGUUUGCAAUUGAUAGUCAAAAAGAAAUUGCUACUAUGGUGGAAGUGAACUGUGAAACUGAUUUUGUUGCUCGUAACAAAUGUUUUCAUUCUGUUGUAGAAGUAGUCACUUCAUCUUGUUUAGAUUUUGCUAAACAACAAAAAGCAUUAGAAAAUUCAUUUUCAAAGGUUAAUUUAAAAAGCGGUGAUUUGAUGGAGUUAAGCGGUGCUGAAGGUAAAUCACUGGCUGAUCAUGUUGCAGUUACAAUAGGUAAUCUUGGAGAAAAUGUUACUCUCAGACGUGCCACAUGUUUAAACACUAGAGACACUGGUUUGAAUAUUAUGGGCCUUACUCAUCCAGCUAAUAUAACUGGAUCUCAAUUUCUUUCUGGUAAAUACGGAUCACUUCUAAUUUACCGCAAACAACUAGAUAGUGAAAAAAUUAAUCAAAGGUCUAUGGAGAGUUCUUAUGAUGAAAUUCUUCGUCAAAUGUGUCAACAUGUUAUUGGUAUGAAUCCAAAAAAUGUUGGAGUUCUAAAUUUAAAAGAACCUAUAAAAUCCGAAGAAGUAGUGGCUGCUAAAACAUUAAAUGAAAAUGAUGAUUCGUCCAUGGAAAAUAUGGAUGAAAAAAGUUCAGAAUCUACUAUUGAAGAGGAUGGCAUGCUUGAACAAGCUUUUUUAUUGGACCCAUCUUUAACUGUAGGACAAGUAGCAACUGAUUAUGGUAUUGAUAUACUAGAUUUUGUGCGUUACGAAUGCGGUGAAACAUAAUUACUAUAUUUCUGUUAAUACUAAGUAAUUUAAAUUUAAUUUUUAAUGAUUAGGUUCAACUGCAUUUUAUUA
Molecule: messenger RNA, 1194 nt
Organism: Melanaphis sacchari
Lineage: Eukaryota; Metazoa; Arthropoda; Insecta; Hemiptera; Aphididae
Gene: mEFTs
Product: elongation factor Ts, mitochondrial
Exons: 5
Coding region: 127-1122 (331 amino acids)
Biological process (GO): mitochondrial translational elongation
Cellular component (GO): mitochondrial matrix
Molecular function (GO): translation elongation factor activity; protein binding
Source: RefSeq, a predicted model, not a curated record